Gastrolobium bilobum is the source of this 2646-nucleotide messenger RNA. Its product is annotated as ubiquitin-like domain-containing protein CIP73. Gene Ontology annotation, molecular function: polyubiquitin modification-dependent protein binding; misfolded protein binding. Bases 190 to 2349 code for a protein of 719 amino acids. The transcript is spliced from 16 exons. Lineage: Eukaryota; Viridiplantae; Streptophyta; Magnoliopsida; Fabales; Fabaceae. Gene Ontology annotation, cellular component: BAT3 complex. The record is from RefSeq and is a predicted model, not a curated record.
UGGGGGAUAAUCCAGUGCUCCAGGUUGCAAGAUACAAUUGCAUGCGCUCUACUCUACCUUGGUUCAGGUGAAAGAAAAUCUAUGUGUGUGCGCGAGACUUAGUGGUGAAAGCGCCAAAGCUGCAACACCCCCUUCAAUCCCUAAUUCCCCAUCGAUUCUGCUCUCAGGGUAUUGCGUGGUCUGUAGAGAAUGGGAAGCAAUGGUACUGAGAAGAUCCCUAGCAAUAACAACACUGAAAGUUCAGAAACCACUAUUGAGAUAAAGAUUAAAACAUUGGAUUCACAAACUUACACCCUAAGAGUGGAUAAACAGAUGCCAGUCCCUGCUCUAAAAGAACAGAUUGCUUCUGUAACUGGAGUGUUAUCAGAACAGCAGCGCUUAAUUUGCCAAGGAAAAGUUCUAAAGGAUGACCAACUCCUGUCAGCCUACCAUGUUGAAGAUGGUCACACCUUGCAUAUGGUUGUAAGGCAACCUGGUCUACCACCACCAGGAAGUUUGCCCAAUCAUUCAGUGACUGAACCAAAUUCAAGCACAAGCCAUGGCCACAGUAAUCAAAAUCAAGUAGCCCCUGGUGUAUUUGUUGAAACUUUCAACGUGCCCAUUCAGGGUGAUGGAGUUCCUCCUGAAAUCAAUAGGAUUGUUUCUGCUGUUCUAGGAUCUAUUGGACUUUCAAAUUUUGCAAGUGGUGGUGAAGGGAUUGAUGUCAGGGAACAUGAGUUCCAAGGCUUUGGAAGAAAUUCGGGUCCUAUUGGAAUAUCUCAUUCAUCUCAUCCUCAAUCUGAACAAGCUGGUUUGCGGAUUUUGUCUGAUAGAUCGCGUAAUACUUUUGGACUUCCAGCAGCAGUUUCUCUAGGAUCUUUGCAGCCUCCUGUUAUUCCUGAUUCUUUAACAACUUUGUCCCAAUACCUAAGUCACAUAAGCCAUGAAUUUGAUGCAAUUGUCAGGGAAGGGGGGAAUAAUGUCCAAGCAGCUGAGGCUCAUACGAAUGAAGAAAUGGGGUCUGUUUCAUCACGUAUGAGUUCAACACCAGAAGGGCUUUCAUCACCCGCAUCCUUGGCAGAAGUCUUGCUUUCUACCAGACAAAUGAUCAUUGAACAAGCUGGGGAGUGCCUACUUCAACUUGCAAGACAGCUGGAGAAUCAAGCAAAUGUAACUGAUCCCUUGCUGCGGUCAAGCACUCAGUCUUGGGCUAUGAGGACUGGAGUUUUGUUUUAUAACCUUGGUGCAUUUUUACUUGAGCUUGGUCGCACAACCAUGACAUUGCGUUUGGGUCAAACGCCGUCUGAAGCCAUAGUUAAUGGUGGGCCUGCAGUUUUUAUAUCCCCAUCUGGUCCUAACCAUAUCAUGGUUCAGCCUCUUCCUUUUCAACCCGGAGCAAGCUUUGGUGCUGUCCCUGUGGGAGCUGCACAAUCUAUCCCAAGCUUUGGUAGUGGACUUAGCUCAAGUUUUUUCCCAAGGCGUAUUGAUAUACAGAUACGACGAGGUACAUCAGCAACCACACCCAAUGACAAUCAAGAAGAGCGGGGUGACACACAAUCUGCUUCAGUACAACGAAAUCCAGGUGAAAGUUCCGUUAAUCAAGCAACCUCUAGGCGUCCGGAUACAUCUAUUGCUGGGGAACCAGGAGUACGGAUAGUGCCAAUUAGAACCAUGGUUGCAGCUGUACCAGGUCCCUUAGGUCGUCCGCCUUCAGAACCAUCUGGUAAUUCUAUAGGGCUUUACUAUCCAGUUCUUGGUAGAUUUCAAAAUAUAUCUUCCGGGCAUGCAAAUAGUGAACAGGGAUCUCAACCACCAAGUCAGCAUCAUGCUGUGCAACAGUCAACUCCUGAAUCCACUUUGCAAAGGCAGAGCAUGGAGGAUUCUGCAAGGAAUGGAUCCUUACCAACUCCAAGCACGAGGCAAGAGCCAUCAAAUUCUCGUGUUGUGAAUAUCAAUAUUAUGGCAGCUGGUGGGUCCCAAAACAACCAAGAACCUGAGAGACAGAUACCUAGCAAUGUACUUCAGUUUUUAAGGGCACUCUUUCCUGGUGGAGAAAUUCAUGUCGAAGAUUCAAAUUUACAAGGAACAACUGCGGGUUCUACCUCAGGGCAUGCUGCAACAUCAAGGGGUGCUGUCCAGUUAUCAACAGAAGCAGAACCCAGCGUUAGCGAUGAAGGAAUAUUUUUGUCUAAUUUACUCCGCGAGAUCAUGCCUGUCAUAUCUCAACAAUUAGGAUCUGAGGGAAAUCCUUCUGAAGAUCAAAUGGCUCAAGAUUCUUCGACCCAGGUUGAAACUGAUGUUGGGACUUCGCGCAGACAGAGUGAUUCUGAACCAAGCCCCCCAAAUCCAAAACGUCAAAAGAUGGAGUGAUAUGCGGUCGUGGAAGAUUGUGAUCAUAACAAUCAUAGUUCAGGGCGGAUCUCUUGAUGUCAAUUUGGUUUUAUGUGCUUAUUUUGUUAUCUGUAUCAAGCAUGAUUUCACUUUCUCCAGCUGUAGACAAUCCUUAAGAAGACUGUUCUUCGAAUGUGAUAUCUUGCUGUACCUACCAUAUUGGCAUUGGAAACGAGCUUCCCUUCUGUUCAUUUUGUGCCUGGAAUUGGGAAUAGAAUUCAACGUUAGAAAUUGGCCAUCAUAUAAAACUUCCAUUUGGUAUGUUUCAAAAUUAAA